This is a messenger RNA of Ixodes scapularis (black-legged tick), 618 nucleotides long. RefSeq lists its product as uncharacterized. The record is from RefSeq and is a predicted model, not a curated record. Gene Ontology annotation, molecular function: catalytic activity. Bases 97 to 618 code for a protein of 173 amino acids. Lineage: Eukaryota; Metazoa; Arthropoda; Arachnida; Ixodida; Ixodidae. The transcript has a single exon.
UUCAGUCAUACACAUCACCUCGGGGGAGUCAGCCUCCCGGCUGACUCCCCAUGCUCACGCUAAACAAGCACCACACUUUCCCUCCGCUGACCCACAAUGUCAGCACGGCCUAAAGAAAGAAAGAGGACGAGUGUCCAGUCUUCCAGCUGUCUCUCGAUUCUGCAGUGGAACAGCAACGGACUCCGCGGACGGCUCGCUCAAGUAAGGGAUGAACUCUCACGCAGGCCCUACGACGUGCUCCUGAUCCAAGAGCCCAAGGCAGACGUUGCAGAUCUGAACAUCUCGGGCUACACGUUGCACACCUGCUGUGGAGCCAAAAAGAAUCCCUGCGCCAUCCCCUACGUGAACAACUCGCUGCCCCACUGUGGAAUCGACACAAGGGACUACUGCUCUGCAAGAGCUGAGAUCGUCGGUGUCCGCAUCCGAAGGGGUGAGCAGGAAUUCUCCGUAUUCACGUGUUAUGUCCACCUUGUCGGACAGUGGCGGUCCCGCGCACACGCGACUAUAAGAGCCACGGAGACUGGACACAUCAUUCUCGGGGGCGAUUUCAACGCGCACAACGAGCUGUGGGGGACAAACAGACGGAUGCGAGGGGUAGGCGACUUCAGUGCAACCUAG